AUGGAACCCAAUAAUAUGCAACCCGCCGACAUGCCAGGGUCUGGUAACGUCGAUCCCAAUCCUCCGCAGCCCGCUACCAGCGGUGGAGGCGGAGAUGACGACGAUGACUCGGACAAGGGUGGAGACGAAGACGUACCAAUGACCUUUCCGCAACGGAUGAUGGAAAUCCUCACCAACGAUAAGCUUUCAGACAUAAUCACUUGGCUCCCUCAUGGUCGUGGGUUCGUCAUCCUUCAGAAGAAGCGCUUUGCCAAUGAAAUCAUGCCAAAGUUUUUCAAUAAAAAGUCCAAGUUCACCAGUUUUACCAGGAAGCUCAACCGAUGGAACUUCACCCGCGUCACACGAGGACCAGAAACCGGCGCCUAUUACCAUCCGCUAUUCCAAAAGAAUAAUCUGCGGCUAUGUAUGCAGAUGAGUUGUAUCAGCUCCAAGUCGGCUCAGCAGUUGCAGCCAAUGAAUCCAGUGGCUCUGGGAUUGGCCAUGCCUCAGCCAGGGCAACCCAUGGGACCGGGAAUGGCGCCGCAUGGGAUGGUACCCAUACCGGGGGACGAAGGAAACUACAUGAGACUACGGCAACUCGAAGAGCAGCGACAGAACCUUUUGUUGCAACAACAAAAGCAACAACAACAGUUGAUGGCUUUGGCAGGGUUUGGGGGAGCCCCCGGGGCUCCACCACCCAUGGCCGGCGCACCACCGACUUCUGGGCCGCCCAUGCCUCCGGGAGCUCCGCCACCUCCUGGACAGCAGCCAAUGCCAGCUCCUCACCCGGGAAUGCAAGUGCAAGCUCCUCACCCUGGAAUGCCACCGCAGCAGCAACAACAGAUGCCCCAUGCUAUGCCACCCAAUCCAAAUCAACCUCAGCCACCUCCGGGAGCACCCAACCCUGCCAUGGCGGCAAAUCCAUACCUGGCCAUGCUCAUGGCCAAUCAAGGAAUGAUGCAAAUGAGCCCUCAACCAGGACAUCCCGGUCCACCGGCUCCAUACAAUGGCGCUCCCAUGAACAUGGCGCCGAUGAAUCCCAUGCAAAUGAACAUGGCGCCAAUGCAGGCUCAGUUCUUUGUCCAACAACCGCAUUUCCAGGGCUUUAUGCAGCAACCGAUGCAGCCAGGACAAAUGCCACUACCGCCUCCGGGACAGAUGCAACCCAUGCCAGCAUACCCCGGGCAGCCGCAUAUGCAAAUGCAACCCCAGGCAGCUCCUCUACCUGGUCAGCCCAUGCCUGCACCAGCACCUCAAGCUCCUGCUCCCGGCCAGCCCAUGCCUGCGCCAGCCCCGCAACAGCAGCAACCUCCACCACAACAACAGGCACCCAUGCCAGCUCCGGCACUGCAACCAAUGCCGGCACAACAGCAACCAAUGCCAGCUCCUCAGCAGCAGCAGCAGCAGCCACCGCCACAAAUGGUACCACAUCAGCCUCAAAUGCAGCAGCCACAAAUGGCUCCACAGCCCGCACCUGUUGCCCCGCCACCGCCACCACAAUCUCCUCAAGUACAGCAGCAACUACCUCCCGCUCCCGCAGCACCUGCUCCCCCGGCACCCAUGCCAGCGAUGGCGCAGCAACCCAUGAUGGCUCCUCCUCAGAUGCAACCACAGCAACAACAACAACAACAACAACAACACCCACAAUUGAAUCAGCAACAAAUAGCCGCCAUUGCGACUAUCGGUCAAGCCCUCAUGGGAAACGCACCUCUCCCACCGCCCAUGCCGCCACCUCAACAGCAGGUACCAGUACAACAGCAAGUACAGCAACCACAGCAGCCUCCGGUUAGCGGGAACACUGCUACGACCAAUCCCAACGGGGGAACAUAA
Molecule: messenger RNA, 1809 nt
Organism: Seminavis robusta
Lineage: Eukaryota; Bacillariophyta; Bacillariophyceae; Naviculales; Naviculaceae
Source: the annotation of a GenBank genome assembly